Meriones unguiculatus (Mongolian gerbil) is the source of this 1224-nucleotide messenger RNA. RefSeq lists its product as uncharacterized. Bases 1 to 1044 code for a protein of 347 amino acids. The record is from RefSeq and is a predicted model, not a curated record. The transcript has a single exon. NCBI's taxonomy places the organism in Eukaryota, Metazoa, Chordata, Mammalia, Rodentia, Muridae.
AUGUCGGGGCUCAGCCACUUCGAGACCGAGGGCUGCCGUAACCUGCUUGCCCUACUGGACGAUGACGACAUCAUGGCCCUCUGCGACACCGUUACCAACCGCCUGGUACAGCCUUUGGACCGCCAAGAUGCUAUUCAUGCCAUAUUAGUGUAUAGCCAAAAUGUAGAAGAACUUCUGAGGCGCAAAAAAGUCCACCGAGAAGUGAUAUUCAAGUAUUUGGCAGCACAAGGAGUAAUCGUACCUCCAACUUCUGAAAAGCACAAUCUUAUUCAGUAUGCGAAAGGCUACUGGGAAAAUCAGCCACGGAAACUGAAGGAGGCAUUGGAGCCAGUUACAAACACCGAGGACAUCCAGCACUUCCAACAACAGGAAAAAGAAUAUAAAAAACCUGAAAAGAUCGAUUUUCGCCGCUUAGGAGAAGAAUUCUGUCACUGGUUCUUUGACCUUCUUAAUUCUCAGAAUCCUUUCCGGGGACCCCCUCGAGAUCAAUGGGGCCCGCAACACUUCUGGAACGAUGUUAAGCUCAGGUUUUAUUACAGCACCUCAGAACAAAAUGUUAUAGACUACUAUGGAGCAGAAAUUGUGAGCCUUCGCUUACUUUCAUUAGUGAAAGAGGAAUUUCUUUUUCUCAGUCCUAACCUCGAUUCUGAAGGAUUAAAAUGUGCUUCUUCUCCCCAUGGAUUAGUUAUGGUUGGAGUUGCGGGGACCGUCCACCGAGGAAACACCUGUUUAGGCAUAUUUGAACAAAUUUUUGGACUUAUUCGUAGUCCUCUUUCGGAAAAUACUUGGAAAAUCAAAUUUAUCAACCUGAGAAUUGUUGGAGGAAGUUCUCUUGCUCCUGGAUGUUCAAUGAAACCAGCUGUUACAUUCGAACAGAGUGAUCUGGAGGCCUUUUAUAAUACAAUCACUUUGGAUAAUAACCCUGAAGUAAGAUCUAAUGAAAAGCAGGCAUUGGACAGUGAGACUGGAGACCAGGCUUUAUGUAGUGGAGGAGAUGAGGCACUGUUGAACAACAAGGAAGAGAAUUCGCCUAACCCUCUAUAAAGCACCGAGCACUGUCCGUCAGCCUAAAAACAGCGCUGAUCAUCUCGAAGUGAUUGUAGAUGUGAGGAUUGACAUACUUUAGCUGAAAUACCUUUUCGGACUACAUACUAAUGUGAAUACUUGCCUGUUUCUGCCUGAGUAACAACAAAUAUUCUGAGAACAUCUUGCGGUCCACCAAAU